Messenger RNA from Drosophila pseudoobscura, 1671 nucleotides. RefSeq names its product cytosolic non-specific dipeptidase-like. Gene Ontology annotation, biological process: proteolysis. Gene Ontology annotation, molecular function: peptidase activity. NCBI's taxonomy places the organism in Eukaryota, Metazoa, Arthropoda, Insecta, Diptera, Drosophilidae. The record is from RefSeq and is a predicted model, not a curated record. The transcript has a single exon. The coding region runs from base 50 to 1585 and encodes 511 amino acids.
UAUUUGUAUCUGUAUUACAGAAAAAAUUCGAAAAUAUUUCCCAUACAAAAUGUCAAAAUUAAAUUUUACCGUGGUAGACGCCGACGAAUUGGCUAAGAAGGCUGUCACAAGAAGUUCGUCGUUCGGGCCCAACUCCCCUCUGAAGCGCCUCUUCCAGAUGGUCGUCAUCAAGCGCGAGUGCUACAUAAACGAUCUCUGGGAGCUGGUGGGCCACGAGACGGUGUCCACACGGGACGAAAAACGCGAUGACAUGAGGAGGGCCAUCGACUGGCUACUAAAGCGCCUGGCGGCCAUCGAUGUGGUGGCCUUUGGGGAGCAUCUGGGAAUGCAGAUGACGGACGAAUACCAGCCCAUUCCCAUGCCCAGGGUAAUCAUUGGAGUGCUCGUCCAUAGUCCCAGCAAGCCGACGAUUCUAGUUUAUGGAAACCUGGACGUGGAGGAGGCUGUCGUGGGAGACGGCUGGGGUACGGAUCCCUUUGUGAUGACGGAGAUCGGCGAGUAUCUGUACGGGCGGGGCGUAGCCAUGGACAAGGGGCCGCUCUUGUGCUGGCUGAAUGCCAUUCAGGCCUACAUGGACGCAGGGGUUCGCCUGCCCGUCAACAUCGUCUUCGUCAUCGAGAGCAUGGCCCACUGCGGCAGCCUGGGCCUCGAGACGGUCCUCAAGGAGCGGAUAAGCUUCUUCCGCAACGUCUCCUGCGUGGUGAUGGCCACACGCCGCUGGCAGAGCGCCACCACCCCGGGAUUGAUUUACGGAUCGAGGGGCCUGAUCUACUACCACCUGGAGGUGCAGUGCUGCAACCGCGAUCUCAGCAGCUUCGAGCACGGCGGCACUCUGUUCGAGGCACUGCCGGAUCUCUUCUACCUGCUCAGCUGUCUGACAGAUCCCCAGUUGAACGUCCUCAUCGAAGGAACCGCGCAUGCCCACCCCGUUGACAUGAAUACCGUUAGGUGUGCGGACUUCAGCUACGAGGAAUUUGGCGAUAACUUGUUGGUGCCCCGCCUUCCCAACCGCAGACAUAAGCAUUUGGCUCUCGCCAAGAACUGGGCCAUGCCCCAUCUCUCGAUACACGGCAUCGAGGGGGCCAACUCCGAGGCAGACGUCCGCUUUGUGAUACCCCACAAGGUGAUCGGAAAAUUCUCCAUUGCGCUGGCGCCCAACCAACGGCCGGAGGACGUCACCAAAGCCCUGCAGAAGCAUUUGGGGCAGGUUUGGCUACAGCGGGCAUCGCCCAACAAGAUGAUGCUGUGCGAGAAGUUCGUUAUCCCCUCCUGGAGUGGACGCUGCAACAGCCCCGAGUACCUGGCGGCCACUCGGGCCAUGAGCAAGACCUACAACGUAAAGCCAAACUUCAUACGAGACGGCGGCUCUCUGCUGGCUCCCUCGAUUUUUCAGAGAGUGCUCAAGAAAAACGUGGUGGUGCUGCCCAUUGCGGAGAACGACAUCGGCGGGAGUCCGGUGAACGAACGCAUCUCGGUGGACAACUACAUCAAGGGCUCCCAGAUGCUGGCCGCCUUCAUGUGGGAAUAUGCCCAGACCAACCCCGAGAGCGAUUUUGUCGAUGGCAUGUGUAUGCCAAAGGACUGAGACGCAAAGCGGCGACUCCUUUGUUCUAUGCCGUCAACACUAAAUACUCACGUCAGCCAAUAAAUCCACUUCGGUUCGCAAUCGAA